AUGGCAGUCCUAAACUCAAAUGAAAAUCGAGGAGCCAUUAUCAGACCAACUUCUGGUACAGGACUUUCUUUGAAAGUGCCUACUCUUUCACCGUCAGUUUUCUACCCCAAUCGGGAAAGAACCCAGUCUUCGAUUGAAAACCUAUGGCGAUAUAAAUAUCUCGAUUGGGAGUGCUCGCAUUCGCAGAACAUUGGCACUAGCAGCAGGAAAAAGUUUCCUCUUGGGGGCAAGUCUGGUUUUUGGGUCCACCGCCGCUAUCGUCUGCAAUGCCACGGUGUAAGUAAGUACAAGAAAGGCAACAGGAAGAUUCCAAACGAUCAAUCACACGCGAGCACCUCGAGACGCUGGGAUAGAAAUCUCGGGGCGAAAUCCGAGGAGGGAGAAAAUGGGAUCCUUUUUUGUCUGAGAACCUCAGGAUCUUGGCCAAAACUAGAGCUUCGUGGUCUUCCCGGGUUGGAAAUGACCCUCGGGUCCGAAACAAGCCGGAAAACGGAUAGCGCUUGGAAGAUUCCCCUCGGUCGGAAACGGAUUGGCUAA
Molecule: messenger RNA, 537 nt
Organism: Striga asiatica
Lineage: Eukaryota; Viridiplantae; Streptophyta; Magnoliopsida; Lamiales; Orobanchaceae
Source: the annotation of a GenBank genome assembly